GGGUACAGGGUCAGGACAGGCACAGGUCAAAAACCAGGAGGAUGAGGAAAGAGAGGCUGGGAAACGAUAGGCGCUGACAGGAAAACCGCUGGUUAGCUUGAACGAACAAGACGAACUGGUAACAAACAGACAGAGAACACAGGUAUAAAUACACAGGGGAUAAUAGGGAAGAUGGGUGACACCUGGAGGGGGGUGGAGACAAGCACAAGGACAGGUGAAACAGAUCAGGGCGUGACAGUCACAAGGGACUGUCUCAUCUACCUAUCAACUUUCUUGAAGGUUUGAAAUCUUUAUUAGUAUUCCAGGCAGGGAGUCUUAAUAUUAAGGAGCUGUACCUAGACACAUUAAUUUACACACCCCGGUUGUGGUUCCUUGAUAUCAGUAAGAAGAAGUUCACAGACCUCACUCCAAAGCUGUUUUACCCAAUCUCAAGGCUCAACAGACUAUCUGUCCAAAGGCCGACUUCAGUCCUUAGAUUUCCUCAUAGGAGCAAACCUCAGCAGAGUCACUUUCUUGCAGGUGAGAAAGAACAACAUAACAGUAGUCAAUGAGACAGUGUUGCGUUCUCUCCCUGCCUUGACAUACCUGGACAUGCAAGAUAAUCAUUUUACCUGUGGCUGCAGCAAUGUUUGGUUUGUCCAGUGGAUGGAGAACGACUACCAAACACAGAUUGUUGGAGCCACAGAGUUUACCUACAACUAUCCUGCCAAGCUAAAGGGCACCAAGCUGUUGAACGUUGAGCUUCAGUUCUGUACAGUACACUUAGGACUUUACUACUACAUCUCUUCCACUUCUCUGGUCCUCCUCACCCUGAUAGCAUCCUUUGCCUACCACUUCCUGAAAUGGUAGGUAAUUUACGGCUAUUACCUCUUCUUGGCUUUCCUCUAUGACACCAAGCAAAGCAAUAAGCGCAUGCCUCGUGGCUGUCAGUAUGAUGCCUUAAUCUCCUACGAUGAGCCCUGGGUCCUGAAGGAGCUUUUGCCAGAGCUGGAGGGAGAGCAGGGCUGGAAGCUGUGUCUCCACCACCGGGACUUCCAACCAGGCAAACCAAUCAUAGACAACAUUAUGGACGGCAUCUACGGAAGCCGCAAUACCAUCUGUGUGAUCAGCCACCGCUACCUGGAGAGUGAGUGGUGCUCCCGGGAGAUCCAGGUGGCCAGCUUCCGGCUCUUUGAUGAGCAGAAGGACGUCCUGGUUCUGGUGUUCCUGGAGGAGAUCCCAACCCACCAGCUGUCACCCUACCACCGGAUGAGGAAGCUGGGGAAGAGACGCACAUACCUGAGUUGGCCCAGAGCUGGGGAGCACACUGUGGUCUUCUGGCAGCAACUACGGCUGGCUUUAGAGACCAAGGACAGCCCUGCUGAAGAAAAUCCCAUCGUCUCUGGGGUGGAGGCACUGUGA
Messenger RNA from Salvelinus namaycush (lake trout), 1401 nucleotides. Its product is annotated as toll-like receptor 13. Lineage: Eukaryota; Metazoa; Chordata; Actinopteri; Salmoniformes; Salmonidae. Gene Ontology annotation, biological process: toll-like receptor signaling pathway; inflammatory response; immune response. Bases 913 to 1401 code for a protein of 162 amino acids. Gene Ontology annotation, cellular component: membrane. Gene Ontology annotation, molecular function: transmembrane signaling receptor activity. The record is from RefSeq and is a predicted model, not a curated record. The transcript has a single exon.